AUGGAGGAGCAUUUCCCGCAGCCGUGGGUGAAGACGCCCUUGAUCGAAAGCCGGGCCCUUGGAGAAGCAGCAAAAUGGUCCUUCAAGUCUCGAGGUAUCGGGACCUACAUCCUGCGCCGAGCCGCUGAACGUCGGGGGUCUUCCAAAAUACACUUCUAUGCGGCAUCAGGAGGCAAUGCAGGUAUUGCCUGUAUCCACGCCGCCAAGGUGAUAGGCCACCCGGCGACGGUGGUGAUACCUACCACUACAAAGCCUACAAUGGUGUCCAAGUUGUGGGCCAUGGGGGCAAUGGGAGUCAUUCAACAUGGCGCCAGCAUCGCAGAGGCCCAAGAAUACAUUCAGAAGGUGCUGUUGCCAAAGGACCCCAACGGCUGUUUCGUUCCGCCCUUUGACCAUCCAGACAUAUGGGAAGGCAAUGCGACGACCAUGAGGGAAAUCGCAGAGCAGCUUGGCGGAAAGCCUGACGUUGUGGUCUGCAGCGUCGGAGGCAGAGGCUUGCUGAAUGGAAUCAUGCAGAUGCUUGACGACAAGGGCUGGAGUAACGAGGUCGAGGUCCUAGCGAUGGAGACAGAGGGCGCGGACUCAUUGAAUCAAUCUCUGCAAACCGGAAAGCUCAUCACGGCUCCGCGAAUUACAUCCCAGGCCACCAGCCUGGGCGUCGUCAGGGUUUCUCAGAAAACAUUCGACUACGCCCAGCGACCGCACGUCACGAGCAUCGUCCUCUCGGACGCCGAGGCCGCACGGAGUUGCUGUCUCAUUGCGGAACACGAACGGAUGAUGGUCGAGCUGACCGUCGGCGUCAACGUGCCAGUCUGUGACGGGGGUUUGUUGGAGAAGGCCCUAGGCACUAAGAAGACUCUCGAUCGAUCGAGCAAGGUCGUGAUAGUGGUUUGUGGUGGAAAUGACAUCAAUAUUGAGAUGCUGAUGGGCUGGCACACCGCGAUGUUGGGCGUGGAAGGCUUCCAGGAAAGCACAACAGCUGCAGCACCCAGAACGAGGCCACGCAGGGUAGCCGUGAACUGA
Messenger RNA from Cladophialophora psammophila CBS 110553, 1023 nucleotides. RefSeq lists its product as uncharacterized. Gene Ontology annotation, molecular function: threonine deaminase activity; L-serine ammonia-lyase activity. The transcript has 2 exons. Lineage: Eukaryota; Fungi; Ascomycota; Eurotiomycetes; Chaetothyriales; Herpotrichiellaceae. Gene Ontology annotation, biological process: L-serine catabolic process; L-threonine catabolic process. The record is from RefSeq and is a predicted model, not a curated record. The coding region runs from base 1 to 1023 and encodes 340 amino acids.